AUGCCUACACAAACUGGUUACGGAUACGUCAAAGGUGCCACUGAGAUCACCAAAUUUACCGACUUGCCGAUUCCAGAGCCGGGUCCAAGUCAAAUACUUUUGAAAAUUGAGGCUGCUGGGUUAUGUUUAUCUGACCCCCACACUUUGAUUGGUGGCCCAAUUGCUCCUAAGCCACCUAAACCAAUGCCAACCAAGUUUGUCAUGGGACAUGAAAUUGCUGGUAGUAUUCACAAAGUUGGUAGUGAGUUGGCCAACUCACCUCAGUACAAGGUUGGAGGUCGUUUUGCUUUACAAAUUAAUCAAGGGUGUGGUGCCUGCAAAUCUUGCAGAGCUGGUGAUGAUGGUAACUGUACUGAAUCUUACCAAGCAUAUGGUUUGAAUGAAGAUGGAGGAUUUCAACAAUUCUUGUUGGUUAGAAACUUGAGGACGCUUAUACCCAUCCCAGACAAUGUUUCAUUUGCUGAAGCUGCUGUUGCCGUUGACUCGGUCUUGACUCCAUUCCAUGCUAUUCAAAAGGUUAAGCACAAGAUUAAGCCCAGUUCCAAAGUACUUGUUCAAGGAUGUGGUGGGUUAGGUCUUAAUGCCAUUCAAAUCUUGAAGCAAUACAAUUGUCACAUUGUUGCUACUGAUUUGAAACCAGAUAUCGAAACCAUUGCCAAAGGUUAUGGAGCUCGUGAAUUUUACACUGAUUUAAACAAAUCCAAACACGAACCAAUGUCAUUUGAUAUCAUAUUUGAUUUUGUAGGUAUUCAACAGAGUGUUGAUAUUUCCAAUACAUUUGUCAAGAGAAAAGGAACCGUAUCACAAACUGGGUUGGGUAGAUAUAAAUUCAAGAUGCCAAAUUAUACCUUUGCUUAUAGAGAAGUUGAGGUUUAUUACAACUUUGGUGGUAGCUCUGCUGAAACUAUGGAAUGUUUGGAAUGGAUUAGCAAAGGCUGGAUUAAACCAAAUGUCCAAUUUGUUGAUUUUGAUAACUUGCCCCAAGCAAUGCAAGAUUUGACUAAUAACAAAGUGAGAGGAAGAGUUGUCUUUAGGCCAAACCAUAAAGCAAGUAAGUUAUAA
This is a messenger RNA of Lodderomyces theae, 1062 nucleotides long. RefSeq lists its product as uncharacterized. The coding region runs from base 1 to 1062 and encodes 353 amino acids. The record is from RefSeq and is a predicted model, not a curated record. Lineage: Eukaryota; Fungi; Ascomycota; Pichiomycetes; Serinales; Debaryomycetaceae. Gene Ontology annotation, molecular function: oxidoreductase activity. The transcript has a single exon.